GAAUCUGCUUCGCCCGCGAACAGAGACAUUUGAUUUCGCAUAAACCAAAACCGCUCCUCCAACCACCUACCAUUCUUUGCAAGAUCAAAGAACCCUUCAGACCUACAAAACACGCAUCUUCAUAUACAGACAUCCAACAAAUCAAAAAUGUGCUCAUCCGAUAUCUUCCUCGGCUUAAUCGCCAUCCUAUUCCCCCCUCUCGCAGUCUGGGUCAAACGCGGCCUCUGCUCCGCCGACUCCCUGAUCAACAUUCUCCUCUGCAUGCUCGGCUUCCUCCCCGGUCUCCUCCACGCCUGGUACAUCAUCGCCAAAUUCCCCGACCAAGACGCGCAGUACGACGCCAUCCCCGACUCCGAGAACGCUCGUGUAACAUAUGUCGUGGUACAGGGCCCCAACGGACGAGCGCAGAGCGUGCCCAAGGAUUCGAGAGGUCCGCAAAGACAACACCAAGGAUAUGGCACGAAUGCUCCGAUGGAAGCCCCCACGGUGCAGCAACAGCAGAAUGGGACGUGGACGAAUGCGGGAGAGGGUCAGGGUCAAGGUGGAGAGGGGAGCAGUGGAGGGGCUGUGCCACCCACGUAUGCGGAGGCUGUUAGGGGGGAUCAUAAGGUGCAGUCGAGGGAUUAGAGAAAGGUAGAUGAGAGGCGAAAUGAGGAAUGGGAUAUGGUGAUACGAACUAAGAAUGAAGGAUGAAUGAGGGAUAUCCAGGUUGGUUUGAGUAUGCGCAGACCAAUGCGAAACGGCGUAAUUUGGGUAAUGCGGGCAGGAUGUUUUCAGUUUGUUCGCAGGAGUUUUCUUACUAUUGUAUUUGCUUUCACAUGGCACAACACCCAGCACA
Messenger RNA from Botrytis cinerea B05.10, 838 nucleotides. RefSeq lists its product as hypothetical. Gene Ontology annotation, biological process: endosome transport via multivesicular body sorting pathway. Gene Ontology annotation, cellular component: fungal-type vacuole membrane; fungal-type vacuole lumen. The transcript is spliced from 2 exons. The record is from RefSeq and is a predicted model, not a curated record. Bases 148 to 627 code for a protein of 159 amino acids. Lineage: Eukaryota; Fungi; Ascomycota; Leotiomycetes; Helotiales; Sclerotiniaceae. Gene Ontology annotation, molecular function: ubiquitin protein ligase binding.